Oikopleura dioica is the source of this 654-nucleotide messenger RNA. NCBI's taxonomy places the organism in Eukaryota, Metazoa, Chordata, Appendicularia, Copelata, Oikopleuridae. The record is from the annotation of a GenBank genome assembly.
AUGUGCCAGGUAGAUAGAUCGAAAUCGUUUGAAGAAGCGCUUUCGAAAUAUCGAAAACUCGAUGGAUUGAAGAAAGACAUUCUGAGAAAUCGGAAGCGCUCCGCCUUGUCAAAAACGCUUCAUGAAGUUACGAAGCAGCUAAAUAUUCUCAAACGAAAGUCGAGGAAGUGUUCUUCCGAAGAUGAAGAAUUUCUUGAAGAAGUUAACUGGGUUUCGCAAGAACUACUGGCGCUGAAGGCUGCUGAAGUGUCGGGAAGUCUCGCAAAUGACCAUCGCAAUAUUGCAGUGUCUACGUUGGAGGCAGCCCUAAAGGAUAUAGUUUCCACUUAUCAGAAAAAUAUCACAAAGGCUAGAAGAAGGAUGAAAUUGUCAACAAAGCCGGCUCAUCAGCAUGUCAAAGUCCAGCCUGUUGUUCAAGAGUUUGACCAAAAAGAUAUUUCAAACGAGGAGGAAGAAAGAUAUCUGGCAGAAGCUCUUGCUCUCAAAGAAGACUUUGAUGAAGUGGCUUUGAUCGAAUCGAAGGUUACGGAUAUUGCUCAAUUGCAACAUAAAAUCGCUGAGAAUAUUAAUCUCCAAGCCGAAGUUGCCGACAAUAUUCAAAGCAAUGUAAGUCUUUCCCAAUCCGCUAAUCCGCCGCAUCCUCUUGCUCAAUAA